GGCAUCCAUUCAGUGAAUUGUGCUAUUUCCUGUAUAGGCUAAUCGCUGCAAUGGAAGCUGAAAAAUCAACUACAGUGACAAAUCAAGGUCAGAAUGUGAAGUAUUCAGUGGCUGGUGCAACUGGUGUGACCGUGAAUGCUCGCCUGAUCAUCCAGCAAGCUAAUAUCAUUAUUCCUGAAAUACCGACGCUCCAAGAUCACCAAAAAGCCGCCAAAAAACAAUCUCAAGAAUGGGUCGACAACAUUUGGCCUCCCCUCAUCAAUACUACUGCUGAGAUCAUUGACUAUGCCAAUACCUUCCAGGCAACAUACGAUGUGCUGCUGGAAUUGGUUCCAAGACUCCGAGCUGGCGAUGUGGAUGCAAGGGAUGAGUUUGUGCAGGCCCUCAAAGGAGCUCUUAUCCCGGAAUUGCAGAGCAAGUUAUUUAAGGCAAACAAACUUGCUACUAGUACCAAGCAAUUCCAUGAUGGUUUUGAACCAUUGUACAACGAAUUUCAAAAAGAUUUCACAGAAGCAAUCAAAGUGAUGACCAAAGACAACACAAAAAUACAAGAGGAUCAGGCAAGUCUUGUCGAAUGGAAAACUAAAGCCGAUUUAGAAAUCUUUGCUAUUCUUGCCUUUGGAAUAUCUCUACCGGUAACAGUUGUUGCUACAGCAUUGUUGUCUGAAACUGGCGUUGGUGUACUUAUUGGUGGUAUUAUUAUUGUAGGGGAAUUAAUUGCCAUAGGUGUUCUGCUUGCUGAGUAUGCAGAAGCAAUGAAGAAUGUAAAUGAUUUGAUAACUGCAAUCAAAGAAAUGAAAUCUGAAGUUGCGCAGCUCCAUCUGAUCGAGGGCCAAAUAUCUGGCCUCCAAAAGAAUACAGAGAAGGUUGUUGCUUACUCCGCAAAUGUUGCCGACGGAUGGCUUGCACUAAGUGAUGAUAUGAAAGAAACAAUUGGACAUCUUCAAAGUAUUUCACCACAGCAAGCUGCGAUCUACAUCGAGAUCAAUCUAAAAGCAGCCAACAAAGAUUGGGGAGUUGUUCUUCAGCAAGCUAAAAAUCUUCAACCAAAAGGUGGUCAACUCGAGCAGAAGAUCUACGCAACUUCCGAUGAAAUGGUGAAAGCGAUUCAAGCACAAGCCAAGAAUGGAUAAGAGAUACUUCAUUAGUAAAAAACAUGCAUGAAGUGAACAGAUAUACAAUAGAUGUAUAGCUAGCUAUAGGUGUUCGAAACAUAAUACUGUUAUAUAGGCAGUAUUUAUAAGAGACAAUGCAUAUACAGAUGUACAGAUGUCCAUGUUAUGAAACUGUUUUAUCACAGAA
This is a messenger RNA of Halichondria panicea, 1302 nucleotides long. RefSeq lists its product as uncharacterized. The record is from RefSeq and is a predicted model, not a curated record. The transcript has a single exon. Lineage: Eukaryota; Metazoa; Porifera; Demospongiae; Suberitida; Halichondriidae. Gene Ontology annotation, cellular component: membrane. The coding region runs from base 51 to 1133 and encodes 360 amino acids.